AUGUCCCUGUUCAUGGAAGCGGGAAACAGUUGUCCAGCGGCAUUGGCGGCGCUGCAUCCUAAUGAGCUGGCCGAACUUAGCAUGUCAACAGGAAAAUCCCUGCCAAGAGAUGCAGGCAAGUUCGUGAUGUGCUCUGGCUUGCCAUAUGCCCACUACGUGCUGGUGGAGAUGCUGGGCACCCUUCCAACUCGCGUAGCGCAUUCUGCCAAGAUGGCAAUUGGUUUCUGCUUGCCGAAGGCAUGUGUGCCGGUGGAUGUGCCCAUGAUCAUGAACUCAACUGCAGUCCAGCGGCUGGUCCCCGACUUAAGUGUGCUCCAAGUGACGGAUGUUCAUGCCUCGGAUCAUGUGGGCGGCUUGGCUUCGCCUGGCGCGGGAUUUGCAGCUUCCGUCAGCGUGGUUGCAGUGUUGGCCGGUUUCAUCCUAUUGUCUACUUGGUGGAUGGCUGGGUCCACGAGCCAGGCAAGAGAGGAGGCUCCGGCAGCGGCUGGGCGGAGGAAUGCCCGAAGUUUUCGAUGUUUUGAGGCUUUCUCGCUGGUUGGGCGAACGGGUACACUAUCGAAAUUGGUGGAACUACCACCGUACAAGCCUACAGAUUGUUUGAAUGGACUGCGGGUCAUUGCGAUGUGCCACGUCAUCAUUGGCCACACCUUUCUGAUGCCAGAAGGCGUUUCUGGCUACUCAAACCCGCAGGAUAUCUCGCUCGGCGGAAUGAACCGGGCCGUUGCAGAGAACAAUCCUCUGCUGAUGCUGAUCGUCCAGGCCGAGAUGAGUGUGGACACCUUCUUUUUUUUGUCCGGUUUCCUACUUUCUUAUCUCACCCUUAAAGAGAUGCAGAGAGGAGGAGGAGCCAACCAAUUGCUGGCCAUCCUCCUCAGAUACUUGCGCCUCACGCCCAGCCUUGCCUUGACCAUGCUGGUCUACUUUGGCAUCCUGCCCUACCUGGCCUCCGGCCCCUUCGCGCUGAGCUUGCAAGACUCCAUCUUCCGGCGCUGCACUGGGUCCUGGUGGUCCGAGCUGACCUACACCAUGAACUUCAUUCCGUUUGAUUCCGACAAAGUCUGCAUGGGAUGGACGUGGUAUCUUGGGGACGACAUGAUCUUCUUCAUUCUUGGCAUUGCCAUCAUCCCCAUUUUCCACCGAGCCAAGAUAUUGGGCUGGUUCCUGCUGCUGUCAUUGACUGGCAUCUCCCUGGGAGUUACUGCCUUUCUGAUCACGAAGUAUCACCUGUCUGCUUACAUCUUCGAUCAGCACUACGCCGAGUAUUCUUAUUACGCUUACAGCAAGCCCUACACCCGUGCCCCGGCCUACUUCGUCGGAGUGGCUGCGGCCUGGGUACUGCAGACGAUGGAGGAGCGAGGCAUCACGCGAGAGUCGCAAAUUUUCGGGCGGAAACAAUCACUUGCCACCACCGCGGCGGCCUUGCUCGCUGCGGGGGUCCUGUGCCUCAUCGUCUUCAUCCCGUCCACCGAUUUUGGAACCUCUCGCAACAGCUGGAACAAUUUCGAGAGCGUGCUUCUCCUUGACUUCGGGCGCUUUUUCUGGGCACUGUCAUGGGCGGUGAUCACCUUGCUGUGCUACUACGGCCAUCUUCCCUACGUCAACGGCUUCCUCUCCCAUCGUUUCUGGACGCCCUUCGUCCGCCUCACUUACGGCGCUUACCUGAUGCACCCGCUAGUCAUCAAGAUGGCAGCGGGCACGGCUGUGCAAUACUACACCUUUUCCGGCAUGGCCUCUUGCCUCGCGCUUCGUUGUGGAGACGGUUGGAGUUUAGCAUAA
Molecule: messenger RNA, 1776 nt
Organism: Symbiodinium sp. CCMP2592
Lineage: Eukaryota; Dinophyceae; Suessiales; Symbiodiniaceae
Source: the annotation of a GenBank genome assembly